AUGGACGUAGCAUCUUUGUUAUCUGCAUCUCUCUCGCCAGAGCAACAAGCCCGGGCUACAGCCUCGGAACAGCUCGAACAAGCAGCCAGCCAGGAUUACCCUUCGUACAUCUACACGCUCUCGAAUGAAUUGGCCAACGAGUCCCAGCAGCCGUUUAUCCGCCAGGCCUCUGGUUUGGCUAUUAAGAAUUCGCUUGUCGCGCGGGAUCAGUCGAGAGCCCUGCAUCAGUCGCAGAGGUGGCUCGCACUCGACUCCACCCACCGCGCCCAGAUCAAGCAGAUUGUACUCGCUGCUCUCUCCACCAAAGCUAUCGGUGCUGCCGCUGCCCAAGUCAUCAGCGCUGUCGCCGCGAUUGAACUGCCUCACGACCAGUGGCCAGAGCUCGUGCCGACGCUGCUCAACAAUGUCACUGACGCCUCCGAUGAAGCUAAGCGUAUGACUACGCUCGUUGCUAUUGGUUUUGUCUGCGAGUCGGUUCCUGCUGACACUCUCGCUGCUCGCUCAAAUGAAAUCCUUACAGCUGUUGUCCAGGGCGCUCGCAAAGAGGAACCCUCCACUGACGUUCAAAAUGCUGCUAUCAACGCCCUCAACAACUCACUCGACUUUGUUAGAGACAACUUCGAGCGCGAGGGCGAGAGGAAUUACAUUAUGCAGGUCGUCUGCGAGGCUACUCAGUCCUCUUCCACAGACGUUCAGAUCGGCGCCUUCAAGUGUCUCGUUAAGAUUAUGAACAUUUACUACUCCAAAAUGGGCUUCUACAUGGAGAGAGCUCUCUUUGGCUUGACAGUCCUCGGAAUGCAAAACCCAGAAGAAGGCGUCGCUCUCCAGGCUAUCGAAUUCUGGUCUACUGUCUGCGAUGAGGAGAUCGAAUUGGCUUUGGAAGCCAACGAGGCUGCCGAAUUUGAUGAACCUGUCGAAAGAGAAUCGAAAAAUUUCGCAAAGGGCGCUUUACCGGAAAUUAUUCCCGUUCUUCUCAAACUCCUCACUCAACAGGAUGAAGAUGCUACCGACGAUGAGUGGAAUGUCUCAAUGGCUGCCGGUACCUGUGUCAGCCUUCUCGCUCAGACUGUCACCGACGAUAUUGUUCAGUAUAUCGUCCCAUUCGUCGAAUCCAACAUUCGUUCGACAGAUUGGCAAGGUAGAGAGGCUGCCGUCAUGGCCUUUGGUUCUAUCUUGGAUGGUCCAAGCCCAGCACUUCUCGCUCCACUUGUCUCACAAGCUCUUCCAACCCUUAUUGAGAUGAUCAGAGAUCCUUCUAUCCAUGUCAAGGAUACUACUGCAUGGACACUUGGUCGUAUUUCAGAUGUUCUCAUCGAUUGCAUCAAGCUUGAUAUUCACCUUCACGAAUUAGUUUUGGCCUUGGUCGCCGGUUUACAGGACAACCCUCGUAUUAUUGGUAACUGUUGCUGGUCGUUGAUGAACCUUGCCGAUCAGUUACAAGGAAUUGAAGACGCUGAUGGUAACAUUCAGUCAUCCCCUCUUUCUCCUUACUAUGAUGGUAUUUUAUCUACACUCAUGCAAGUCAGUGAUAGACCUACUAACGAUAACAAUUCACGUACAUCAUCUUACGAAGCCAUCUCAACACUCAUUGCUCAAGCUCCACAAGAUUCUUUACAGACUAUUAGUCAAGUCACUGUCGCUUUACUUGAGCGUAUGGAACAACUUCUCGCAAUGCAAAACCAACUCCUCGGUACUGAUGAUAGAGCUAAUUGGAAUGAGUUACAAUCGAAUCUCUGCUCAGCAAUCACGGCAGUCAUUCGUAGACUCGGCAAGGAGAUUAAACCAUUGGCUGACAGGAUUAUGACUAUCUUGUUGAGUUUGAUUUCAUCAUCAGGUAAACACUCCACUGUACUUGAAGAUGCUUUCCUCGCGAUCGGUGCGAUUACUACGGCGUUAGAGACCGACUUCUCUCCAUACUUGGAGGCAUUCAUGCCAUUCCUCUACCAAGCGCUCAAAUCACAUGAAGAGUACCAGCUGUGUUCGAUUAGUGUUGGUUUGAUUGGUGAUAUCUGCCGUGCCUUAGGCGAAGCGUCUAGUCCAUACUGCAACAACUUUAUGAAUGUUUUAUUGGAGAAUCUCGCAGCAUCACAACUUCACAGAUCAGUGAAGCCACCAAUCCUUUCCGCGUUUGGUGAUAUCGGUAUGGCGAUAGGAGGACAAUUUGAGCCAUACCUUCCAGUGACACUGCAAGUACUUCAACAAGCUGGAAGUAUGAUGCCGGAUCCAAACAACUAUGAUCUCAUCGAUUAUGUUGCCACGCUGCGCGAAAGCAUUCUUGAGGCAUAUGUGGGUAUAGUGAGUGGAUUGAAGAUUGCAGAUAAGAGUAAUCUUCUGCUACCAUACUUGCCAUCUAUUUUCAACUUUGUACAAAUCUGCGCUACUGAUCAGGAGCAUACACAGGCAGCACUCGGCUCAGCUGUCGGAUUGCUCGGUGAUCUUGCAGACGCAUAUCCAAGAGGAGAGGCCAAGGAAUUAUUCCUGCAGCCUUGGGUGGCUGAUAUGCUUAAGUCGAGCAGAACUAGAGGCGGGACUGAAUCUAUUAGAAGAACAGCGAAAUGGGCAAGAGAGAUGAUCAAACGCGCUACAGCUUAA
Molecule: messenger RNA, 2592 nt
Organism: Wallemia ichthyophaga EXF-994
Lineage: Eukaryota; Fungi; Basidiomycota; Wallemiomycetes; Wallemiales; Wallemiaceae
Product: Importin subunit beta-1
Exons: 4
Coding region: 1-2592 (863 amino acids)
Biological process (GO): protein import into nucleus
Cellular component (GO): nucleus; cytoplasm
Molecular function (GO): nuclear import signal receptor activity; small GTPase binding
Source: RefSeq, a predicted model, not a curated record